Gasterosteus aculeatus aculeatus (three-spined stickleback) is the source of this 3534-nucleotide messenger RNA. RefSeq names its product Rab interacting lysosomal protein-like 1 (gene rilpl1). The record is from RefSeq and is a predicted model, not a curated record. Gene Ontology annotation, molecular function: dynein light intermediate chain binding; small GTPase binding; protein dimerization activity. Gene Ontology annotation, cellular component: cytoplasm; ciliary basal body. Gene Ontology annotation, biological process: cilium assembly. Lineage: Eukaryota; Metazoa; Chordata; Actinopteri; Perciformes; Gasterosteidae.
UAAAGAUGGCGGACUUGACGAUGGCGUCCACUCCGCUCGCUCAGCGACGGGGGCCGCGCAGGAAGGACAGCAAUGGGCCGCAGCAGAUAUUUACCCCCAAACAAAUCAAACCACCGCUCAGCCGAUACCGAUGGAUAAUCGAUAACUGCGGCGCGGUUUAAUGCGGUUACACGUCGUGUCCGUCCGGAGUCCUACAGCUAAAGCUACAGCGGCGGAGUUGAGCUAACUUAGGAAGUUUUCCGGAGUAGUGCGGGGUGGUGGUGUCGGGGGGGGGGGGUUAAACGGGCCCGAACAUGGAGGACUCCGGGGGGUCGGCCCUGGAGAAGAACGUCGCCGACCUCACGGUCAUGGACGUCUACGACAUCGCCGCGGCGGUGGGCCAGGAGUUCGAGCGGAUCAUCGACCGGCACGGCUGCGAGGCGCCGUCCCGCCUGAUGCCCAAAGUGGUGCGCGUGCUCGAGAUCCUGGAGGUGAUGGUGAGCCGCGGCCGCGGGAGCGCGGAGACCGACGAGCUGCGGCUGGAGCUGGACGCGCUGCGGCUGGAGAGGGUGGAGAGGGUGGAGAAGGACAAGAAGCACAGGAAGGAGAUGGAGCUGGUGGAGGACGUGUGGAGGGGAGAAGCUCAGGACCUGCUCACUCAGAUCACUCUGCUGCAGGAGGAGAACAAAAGCCUCCUCACCAACUUCUCCAACAAAGACCCCAUGAGUGAGGAGGACCUGCAGAGGCACGAGGCAGGUAUGACGGAGAGGGAGAGGCAGGUGAUGAAGAAGCUGAAGGAGGUGGUGGACAAGCAGAGGGACGAGAUCCGGGCGAAGGACCGCGAGCUGGCGCUGAAGAACGAGGACGUAGAAGCACUCCAGCAGCAGCAGUCCCGCCUCAUGAAGAUCAACCACGACCUGCGCCAUAAGAUCUCCGUGGUGGAGGCUCAGGGGAAGGCGCUGAUCGGGCAGAAGGUGGAGCUGGAGGCCGGGGCUCAGGCGCGGGGUCAGGAGGUCGGAGCCCUGCGGCAGGAAGUCGCGCGCCUGAGGGAGCGGCUUCACGGAGACCUGCCGCCCCAGGACCCCGAGGACCCUCCCCCUCAGCCCCCCUCGCCUGCAGAGCGGGGGGCCGCCGGGUCACACAGGCCCCGCCCCUCUGAGCUGAUGGUGGGCGGGUUUGAGUCCGCCUCGCCCCCCCUGCCUGGUUCCCUCAGCCCAGAGGGCCACGAGGAUGAGGAGGAGGAGGAGGAAGAGGCCGUGUUGCUUUGGGAGGCGAUGUGCCAUGACGACAUGCCUGCUGUGUUCCAAUAUUUUACCAAGGAGGCGCUGUGCGAGGAGGAGGCGGGGGGCCUGGACCCCAAGGACCCCAACCGGCCCCGCUUCACCCUGCAGGAGCUGCGGGACGUCCUCCACGAGAGGAACGAGCUGAAGGCCAAAGUGUUCCUGCUGCAGGAGGAGCUGUCCUACUACAAGAGCGAAGAGGCGGAGGACGACAUCUUCACUUCGUCUUCGUCUCCUUCCCCCGAGCCGAGGACUCGCCCCCGCCCUUCUGCCCAGCCGGAGUCGGGGAUCAAACGCCUGUUUAGUUUCUUCUCGCGGGACAAGCAGCGGGGCUCGCUGCGCGGCGGGCAGUCGGAGGGCGGCGUGUACACGGAGGAGGCUCAGGAGGCCCUGCAGCACAUGUAAGUGGUGGGGGGGGGGGGGGGGGCCUACGGGACUCUUUUACCGAAGGAUUACACCCCCCCCCCCAAAGGUAAAUAGAGAAACCCACCUGACUGAAAACAGGCGCGAAAAGAAGAGAACUUCAUAGUAACAAACUGGCACGUACAGACUUUAAUGAUGGAGGAGGUGAUGGAGGAGGGGGUGUGAUGGAAGAUGAGGAGGUGAUGGAAGAUGAGGAGGAGGUGAGGGAGGAGGAGGAGGGUUGAUGGAGAUGGGGUGAUGGAGGAGGGGUGAUGGAGGAGGAGGUGUUGUUGCUCAUCUUUAUCUUCACUGUGAAUGUCUCCUCCUCGUAGGACUUCAAACCAGAAGAAGAAAAAUGUGUUUUAUUUAUAUUCCGGCGACGUGCAGUAAAAAUGUGGAAGCCCACUUCUUCCUUCUAGAAAAGGAAAAACAAACGCAUACAAACAAAAGGGGUUUGACCGGAUAAGAGUAAAAAAUACAACUAGUGAUGUGAUGAAUCAUAUAAUAAUGUCAUGUUUAGAGGUUUUUAAUAAUAAUAAAUCCUAAUACCUUCUUAGUCUUUCCCCAUAGAGGCUUUGUUUGUAAUUCUGAAUAUUAUAUUGAUAAUAUUAAGUAAAGAUAUGAUGUCGUAUAAUGUUUAAGAAGCACAUGUCAGUAAAAAAAAUUAUUAGGAUUUUUAAGAAUAAUCAUAUUUAGCAACUUGUCAUAUUUCUGGCUUAGUAGAUCGUAAUACUGUUUAAAAGUUUAAAUUAGAUUUUUUGAAUUGAUUUUGACUAAUACAGCUAACAAAUACCCGUCAUGAAUCGUUUAAUUAUGUUCUUUUCUGUGGUUGAAUUGGGCUUCCAUAAGUUGAUGAGAGCAAUAGAAGCCGUGUGUUAACAAGCAGAUGUGCAGCGUGUUAAAAUACAAAAGCAGCUUAAACCUUUAAGCAGGAAACAUUCUCACAUUUCACAAACGCAACAAUUAAUGCUCCUUAAAUGCAUCUCCUUUGUUUGAAAAAGCUCCUUUAAUCAUUUCACGGCGGGUUUGUGGUUCUUAUGUCGAGGAUGAAACCGGAACAUGAAGUUAAAUCAGAACUUUUUAAUUUGUGCUAAAUGUGAUUGAAGUAUAGUUUAUUAGAUCGUAUAUAUUAUGUUAUAAGAGGGAAGUCGAUCGAUCAAAGCUUUCCAAAAAUAAAGCCAGUUUUCUGAAUGUUUAUCUCAUAAAUUUGAGUUUUCUCACAGUUACUUUUAAAUCUGAGAGAAUGUAAAAACACAACAUUAGGAUGUGUGUUUAAUGGCUCUUUGUCUUUAAUAUUAUUAUAUAUAUAUAAUAGGCAGCAGCAUACAUCAGAUUACAUCUGGAAGUUAAAAGGGAAACUGGUCAAAAUGAAACUCUGAGCGCUUAUUUAACGUUUAUUUAACGAGCCGGCUUCUAUUCACGGCUCCUCAGUAAGAAAGUCUGAGGAUUCUUAACUCUUAAAUACUUUUACUAAAGUACAGUACUAGUGUAUUUAUAAAUAUGUAUAUAUAUAUACAUACAAUACGUAUGUUUGUGUGUAUUAAUAUAUAUGUGUACAUGUGCAUAUAUACAUAUAUGUAUUUGUACUCAUACAAACUAACAUACACUAUUUAAAACACAUGAAUUUGAUUUGUGAAGUUAAAUUGAGGGAAAAAAUGGACUUUUGUGCUCAUUGAAAACUUGUAAUAGUUUAUUUUAACACCAGAACAAUUGAGACUUUGCUUCCUGUUGCGUGUCACACGUCACAUACUCCUGCAGAGCGCGCCGCUCUCUGAGAACCGGACGCGUCGGUCGGGGGAGGAAAGUCAACUGGCUGAAAUGUGCUUUAUUGGGAACACGGCAUUUGGAAACCAUUAAAACGGAAUCAAAACAA